AUGCAGCGUUCGCGCGGGCCAUUCGUGCCGAUCGGGUUCAACGACCCGCAUAUCGUUUUAUUGCGCAAAAUAAUUGGGUCGCGGGACGGCAUGGGGACGUACCGCGCGCGGGAUUCCCCGAUCUCUGUGCCCGACUACGUUUCUUUUUUCAGCGGGCAGUUGGCGGGAUUACCGGUCGUGGACGUCGACUACACUCGUAGGGUUGCAUGCACGUUGAAACCUUUCAGAGUUCACCGGUUACCGCACUCGCCAGACGGAACGUAUGAGUAUAGA
This is a messenger RNA of Iphiclides podalirius (scarce swallowtail), 273 nucleotides long. The record is from the annotation of a GenBank genome assembly. Lineage: Eukaryota; Metazoa; Arthropoda; Insecta; Lepidoptera; Papilionidae.